This is a messenger RNA of Neurospora hispaniola, 744 nucleotides long. RefSeq lists its product as uncharacterized. The coding region runs from base 87 to 542 and encodes 151 amino acids. The record is from RefSeq and is a predicted model, not a curated record. The transcript has a single exon. NCBI's taxonomy places the organism in Eukaryota, Fungi, Ascomycota, Sordariomycetes, Sordariales, Sordariaceae.
AACUUGCACGGGCAGCUUGUUGACCGCUUUGUUCGCCUGCCGUCUACCUCUACACUAUUAAAGACCUAGGGAGGACCAGGUCAUGGAUGUCACCACUGCGAAGUCGUCAUUCUCUCCGCUUGUUCGCAUUUGUAUUGGUAUAUCUUAUCCAUAAUAGUCUCCUAUCUAUCAAUGAAGCUUUAUCCUGGAGCUCCUCCCGGGCCUCCCUACAUACAACUGAAGUCCGAUCGGAGCUGACCAUUUGCCCCGCCAUGGGACCCGGGCCCGCGUGUUUACUAUCAGGUACCGUUUUCGGUGUCCGCCUAGGCGGCUUUUCCGUUCGCUCCCGGAGUGCGUGCAGCACCAAAAGUGGACAUCUUGCUCCUCAGGGUCCGGUUCCCCGUCCAUCCACUGGAGCCGUUGAAAUGCAAGGAACACCCCGCGAAUGUUCCGUUCUGCCCGCACGGGAUACGGCACUGCGCUAUUAUGGCAGUGUGGUUAUAGAAGGAGCUGUCCAUCAGCCUGUUCCGGGUAUAGCGUCGUUUUUCAUUGCUUGUAUGUAGGUAGUUGAUAGUUGCAGUGAAAGAGAAUUCGGCUCCGAGGCACCACAAGCGGAUCCCUCCUCGAGAUCCCCAGCAGGCAGGGCGAUUACACAGCGAAGACUAGACUACCCGCCGAGACCAAGCUCUCGAUUUCAACAACAACAUCCGAUUCUGGACACCACAUCAGCCGAGGGUCGAGUCUGUCGAAUUUCUCGGUUCAGCC